This is a messenger RNA of Cornus florida, 764 nucleotides long. RefSeq lists its product as uncharacterized. Gene Ontology annotation, biological process: endoplasmic reticulum to Golgi vesicle-mediated transport. Bases 93 to 518 code for a protein of 141 amino acids. Gene Ontology annotation, cellular component: TRAPP complex. Lineage: Eukaryota; Viridiplantae; Streptophyta; Magnoliopsida; Cornales; Cornaceae. The transcript has 3 exons. The record is from RefSeq and is a predicted model, not a curated record.
UCUCAUUUGAUAGAUAAUUACUAAGCUCAAAGCAAAUCAGACCAGUCGCUAGGGUUUCUAAAACUCUCUGAUAUCUGUUUCGAAAUUAAUCAAUGGCUGCAAUUUUCAGUCUCUACAUCAUCAACAAAUCGGGUGGCCUCAUCUUCUGCAAGGAUUAUGGGUCUGCGGGACGGAUGGAUACGAACGAUAGCUUGCGAUUAGCCAGUGUUUGGCAUUCGAUGCACGCCAUAUCUCAGCAGCUAUCUCCGGUUGGGGGCUGCUCAGGGAUCGAACUCCUCGAAGCGGACACAUUCGAUCUCCACUGUUUCCAAUCUCUCACUGGAACAAAGUUCUUUGUGGUGUGUGAGCCUGGAGCACUGCACAUGGAAGGUCUCUUGAAACACAUUUACGAACUGUACACCGACUACGUCUUAAAGAAUCCCUUCUAUGAAAUGGAGAUGCCAAUCCGGUGUGAGCUGUUUGAUAUCAACUUGACACAGGUGGUGCAGAAAGAUCGUGUUGCCUUGUUAGGGCGAUGAUUCGAUGAACUCCCUGACUUGUAUUGACCAUUGUUGCUUGGUAUAUAUAUGGUUGUACAUUUUAAGAGAACCAUCCCAUCCUCUAGUUUGUUUGAGCUAGUUCAGUUCAGUACGUUUAAAAUUUUGUUGUAUUGCGUUCAUGUGUUAAAGGCUACUGAGCGGUAUAGUAUUUGGUAUUUUGAUGAUUUGAACAGUGUAGUAAAACAAUUAUUUUUAUGAUUUUUAUUCCAGUGUUAUUUAACCCAA